UAAUCAAAUACAACCACUGACUGUUUCCUCAUUGCUGGUGCUCUAAGAUGGCAACUCAGCCGCGAAUGCCAAUUGAAUCUCAACAAGGAAAACAUCUGGGGUUGUAUUUGAUUAACGUUUUAUAAAAAAGGUAUGGAUUUCAGCAAAGAAAUGCACGCAACAAAGGACAAACAUAGGUAGGCCUACAAGUCACUCAGGAAAGUACCAGCCCGACCCGCCUCCUGUCCUGGACAGCUACAGAGGAACACAGAGCAGAACACAGACAUAAAGACGUCCUCGUCGGAUACAAACGCAACACACACAGCAGUGUUCUGAGGUUUCACGGCAGAGGAAGCCAAGAGGACAAACACACACAGCGGCUCCAUCUCUCUCUCUUCCUGCACUCCCUCUGCUGCAUCUCAGGGGACUGAGGUUGCUCUACCCGAGCCUCUCUCCCCCCCACGGCCGGACGCUGCAGAUUGAUGAUGCCGCAGCAGUCGAUGGAUCGCUGUGAGGUUUCAGAGAACUGCCACCAUCUUAGCCCGGGGGCCCAGGGGAGCCAGCGGCGCCUGGUCAGUGGACUCCUUCUCUGGGUCGGUCUCCUCACCGUCAGCCACGUGGUCUCCAUCACCCUCCUCGUCAUCACCAGGCCACACGCACUGCCUCUGCCAGAAAUAGUUUCAGCUCCAAAACCCACAGCAGACACAUCUCCGAGCAUACCCCUGGAGCCACAAAGAGUGCCAUGGCAAAUGCUCACCUUUGAACCCACAAGUAUAGGCGAUAAUGAUGUCUCGGUGGUGAGAAGUGUGAUCAAGUGGAAGACGCAGUCCAAGGCGAAUCAUUUUGUCUCCCUAAAGGACGGAUCCCUGACCAUCAACCAGGAUGGUUGUUACUUCCUGUAUCUUCAGGUGACUCUGGAGACACCAGAGGUGUCUGGACAGCAUAUAGUGAGAGUGAACAAGACCAACAGAGUCCUGCUGGAAGUAAGGAUGACCAACACCUCCCUCAGCACAGGGUUCCUUGGCAGGGCUGUGGAUCUAGCAGCCUCUGACAACCUCACAGUCACUGUCUCCCCUAUUGCCAGGAUCAACACCACCUACACUGCCACAUACCUGGGCAUCAUAGGUCCAAAAUUAUACCUGUAGAUUCUAUUGGAUAUAGACACUCCUGUCUUCAUAGACACAUGCUGGGGGCUAGAUCUGGGAGUCAUUUGCUAGGGGUUGAUUGAAUAGAUCCUGGGGAUCUGGAGUUAACUGGGACCAACCCAUCAUCCCACCACGUGUCAGAGAGAUGGAGUAGUGGGGAAGACCAUGUGGGAGACACCGUAUAUUUGACUGAAACUGAUUCAGUCCGACUCCCUGCUCAUCACAGAAGAUUAUUCCACUCCUUUAUACUCAGUUAAGAACAAAUUCUUAUUUACAAUGAGGGCCUACCAAAAUGCAAAAGGCCUCCUGCAGGGAAGGGGGAUUAAAAAUGUAAAAUAAUAAUGUGUCUUGUAAUGUUGGAAAAAUAUGUUUAAAAGUAUUGGUCAUCAUGGGUUAUGGGUUGUACUGUUACUUUAGCAUUUUUCUCUCUUGGAUGAAAUAGCACUGUUUUUAUCGCUCAGGAUUAUAGUUAGUAUGUUUUUCCAGUAGAUAUUGUUUUUUAAGCUAUAAAUGAGGGGAUUGUCUUAUCAAGUCAUGUGCACAGGGUUGUUGAGAGAAUGCACAGUAUCAACUUAUCUUUAAUGUUUACUUUAAUAUUUGCAUAUUGCUUUGUAUUUAAAAUUUUCGUUUUUUAACCUAUUUAUGUCUUAUUACAAUAUUAUCUUAUUAUUAUUUUCUUCUUAUUUAUUUUCUAUAUCUAUUUUGAAGGACAUGUUGAGUAUGUUGUAGGAUGAGAUGUAGAGAUAAUCAAUGAAUGUAUGUCACUAACCAGGUUUCCAUUCAAUCGUUUUAUGUUUCGGUAAACCUUCCAAAUGUAGACAAAGUAAAAUACGCUAUAUAAGGUGGGAUCUUUUUGUGUCGGUAAAAUUAGUUAUGCGAGAAAUGGCAGUGGAAAUACCUUUAUGCGCAAAUAUUGAUGUAAUAACCAUCAUAUCGAAGUAAACUUGGAGUCACGCCAUGAUAAAUUGUGUGGUUCUCCCACUACGACAGGCUACAGAUUAAAUACAUUAUGAUGAACUUCACAGAGGGGUGAAUGUGCAAGGUGAUGCUCCUUUCCAAUACAUAUCGAGGGUCUUCUUCUGGUGAUGAUGAUCGAUUAUUGGCUGCCUUUUGACAAAUACAAAUAAUAUUGCUCUUAUCCAAUAAUCGCAUAAUGUUGGUAGCCUACCGCACUGUAUCUGCGAGCUGUUGGCUAGAGCGCAUGUUCCAAGAUCAGAGUACACACUUCCUACUCCAUCAGUAGAGCUGAAAAUGCGAUGGAAACCCAUUUUUCAUUCGGUAGGCUACAUGGGAAUUUAACGGCAGAAGUUAUUUUUAUCUGCACUACGUCCUCAAGCACAGCCUUUUACCCAUACAAAGUAUGUUUGAUGGAAACAUCCCUGGCGGGGGAAUGCACAUAUCAUUUUAGCAGAUUUUAGAAUAUUAGCAUGAAAAUCUAUCGCAAAUUGGAUGGAAACCGACUUUAUAGCGCCAAAUAAACUAGGAUAAAAUGUACGUUGUUACGAAUUCCACAACUGAAGUUCCCGCUGGGAAACAUGAAUGUAAUCUACUAUAUUAAGAAAGCACUGGAUUUUUUUUCUUCUCCAAACAAAUAAAUGAAGUACAGUA
Messenger RNA from Salmo salar (Atlantic salmon), 2732 nucleotides. RefSeq names its product TNF superfamily member 18 (gene tnfsf18). Gene Ontology annotation, biological process: tumor necrosis factor-mediated signaling pathway; immune response; T cell proliferation involved in immune response. The record is from RefSeq and is a predicted model, not a curated record. Gene Ontology annotation, molecular function: tumor necrosis factor receptor binding. NCBI's taxonomy places the organism in Eukaryota, Metazoa, Chordata, Actinopteri, Salmoniformes, Salmonidae. Gene Ontology annotation, cellular component: membrane.